Messenger RNA from Lethenteron reissneri (Far Eastern brook lamprey), 3873 nucleotides. RefSeq lists its product as uncharacterized. Gene Ontology annotation, biological process: protein ubiquitination; negative regulation of organ growth. Lineage: Eukaryota; Metazoa; Chordata; Hyperoartia; Petromyzontiformes; Petromyzontidae. The record is from RefSeq and is a predicted model, not a curated record. Gene Ontology annotation, molecular function: ubiquitin-protein transferase activity.
ACCGGAAGAUAAUCUUCUGAAACCGGAAGAUAAUCUUCUGAAACCGGAAGAUCAUCUUCUGGAAACGGAAGACCUCCUUCUGGAUUCGGCAGCGAAACAUGUUUCGACUCGAAGUGAAACCCGCCAAUGAAAACGAGGGCGCCUCGUCACGUGACGGCGCUCGGAGCCAAUCGGGGAUCGCGGCGAUUCUGGGGCGACAGUUGGCGGUGACCCGGCGGGAAAAGUCGCUUGAGGGCUUCGUCAUCUUCAUCGUCAUCUUCAUCAUCUUCGUCGUCGUCGUCGCCGGUGGCGGCGGCUUCCUUGCGAGACGCCGCUCGCUACAUUCUCAACAAGACGACUUUCUGGCGGUUCCUGCCAAGCCCACCAGCUGCAGGAUGAUGGCUUCAGACGAGGGCAGUGGUGCGCGACUGUGCUGCCGUCCCCGGACCAGGUCGGGCUCCGCCGUCUCGCCAGCCCCGCUCGCCCCGCUCGCCGCUCCCCACGCGGCCACGAUGUCGACGGUGCGGCUCCGUGACGAGGCCGGCGAGCCGACGGGUAGAAGGCAUCGCCGGCCCGACGCUGCUCUGUCACGCAAACGCCACGACAACGAUGAUGACCACGCCGCCUCCGUCUCACGACGGCCGCCCGACGUCGCCAUCGGCAACGCUCGCAAGAGACGAGCGCUUGCCGGCGAUGACGAGUCUGCUGGCGGCUCCGGUUGGCCGCCGUCUCCGGCCGCGGCGAGAGGCGCCGCCUGCGGUGUUGACGAUGACGACUCCGACGGCGAGUGUUCUCUGCUCUCUCACUUGUUGGCCAAAGGUGGCAAAACCGGCGUGGGCAAAUUAAACGGCAAAAGACGCAAGGACGGUGCCAUCGAAGACGUCCUUUGCUUCCUCCCUGUCGCUAAAAGCGAUGCUCGCAGAGACAGAGACGGUGCGAGCGGCGGCGUUGUAAGAGAGUGCGCCCGGCGUUCCCGCCAAUCAGCAGAGUGGCACAGCCCCGACACUGCAGGGACAGUCGCUUCUGGCAUAGGCGGUGGUGGUGGUGCCGUUGCCGCCGCCGCUGCUGCCGCUAUCCCCGCUGGGCACAUCGGCGCUCGGAAAUUGGACGGUGACGAUGCGCGACGUAUUCGCCACAGUCGCAAGGGACGGCUAGCAAACGGCCGGCGGAGUGCCGACGGCAUCUGUAAGAACAGCAGCGGCGGCAGCGGCACCAACAGCAUCGCCAAUAUUGACAACAGCAGGAACAGCACCAACAUCGACAGCAGCAGGAACAGCACCAACAUGGACAGCAGCAGGAACAGCAAUAUCGACAGCAGUAGGAACAGCACCAACAUGGACAGCAGCAGGAACAGCACCAACAUGGACAGCAGCAGGAACAGCAAUAUCGACAGCAGUAGGAACAGCACCAAUAUCGACAGCAGCAGCACCAACAUCGACAGCAGCAGCACCAACAUCGACAGCAGCAGCACCAACAUCAACAGCAGCAGCACCAACAUCGACAGCAGUGAUGAUCGCGGCUCUAUCGCCGACGUGCCACCGCCGUUGUGGUCCGGUGAGUGGCCGAGCGCGGCCCGUGUGGGUGCCGUCGCCGCGGAGGCAAAGGGGGACGGCGAUCCCGUCCCGGGUGGCUCUCUCGGCAUUUGCCGUGGCGUGAGCGGCGACGGCGACAAUGGCGGAGCCGACGACGACGAUGGUGUUGCCGGUGUUGGGUUGAUGGACGCCGCGUUUGUGGAGACCUCCGGGCACUUUUCCGACUCCAGCCCCUCCGCCGUCCCGGAAACGCCGGAGCCGGCGCGCAAGCGGCGGCGCAGUGGACUCCUCCUGCACCGCCGCCGGCGCUGUCGCCGCGUGAGUGUCACGCGUAGCCCCAACUUCGUGCCAGUCACGCCGAGCCCCAUCCUUGUCAGCAGAAAGAGGCGGCAGCCACUGCCAGAGCUCAACGCAGAGCCACCGGCGUGCUCACAGGCUCCCAUGAGCCACCACCACCCCCCCACGACCCAGGCGAGGAGACGGCUCGGGCUGCGAUGUUCUCCCGGUCGCGACGUCUGCCCGAGAGGACUCGCCGGUGGCGUGAGCCGGGCUUCGCCGCCGGCGUCGUCGUCCUCACCGCCGUCACCGCGGUGCCGCCGGCCCCGCCACUCCUUCAGCGACGCUGCGCCAGGUCCCAGCAGCACCGGGGAAUGGGUUCGGAUCCCACCCAACUUCAUAGUGAUCAACAGCGACGACGACGAUGAGGUCGGGGGGGACGCCGUCUUUGCGCAGCAGCAGGUGCAGAUGGACGAGGACGAGGCGCUGGCUCGGGCGCUGCAGAUCCAGUUUGACGAGGAGGAAGCGGAGAGGCUGGCGGGCUCUGAAGGUCACGGCGGUGGCGGUGGUGGCGGUGGUGGCGGUGGUGGCGGUGGUGGCGGUGACACGGAAGAGUUUUGGCACCGCCCCCCGACUCGCUCGUCGAAUCACCAAGAAGAGAUGCCGCGCAGCCAGCGCAGGAGGAGGAACCCGUCGCAGCACCAGCACAGGGACACGUACCCGGGGUGGACGUGCUGCGGCAUCCCCCCCAAUUUUCUGCGCGCCAUCGCCAUGACCUCGAUGCACACGCAGCAGCAGAGCCCCAGCAACAACGGCGAUGACUACGAGGAGCUGCUGCGGCUGGAUGAGCAGCUUGGCGUCCGAGCGCAUCGCCUCAGCGCCGCAGACAUACACCGGCUGCCCACCCAGGUCUUCUCGGCCGACCUGCGCAAGCCAAACUCCCAGUGCAGCAUCUGCACGGAGGCAUACGAGGAGGGGGAGGUGAUGCGGACCUUGCCCUGCUUGCACGCCUUCCACGCUGCCUGCAUCGACAGGUGGCUACAGCAAAGCGCCAUAUGCCCGGUGUGUCGCACAAACAUCUUCUUGGACUGACGGACACGAAGAGGAAGAUGAGGAGGAGGUGGAGGACUUUGGGGGGCUGAGAAGUUUUCUCAAGAGCCAAAGAGUCAUGUUUAAUGUGCAGUCGGCACGCUUUUCACGACCGAUAUUAUCCUCGACAGAGGUUGGUUUAUUUUGUUGGGGGGGAGUUAGGAACGUCACCGGCUAGUCGGGUUGUAAACGAUCGACCGGUUGGUGCUGAACGAGUAACGAAUUGGCCACGCGCUGUGUUACGUGACAAACCCCCUCGCCGAUUGGCCACGUGUUGGAGGGUGGUGGUGGUGGUGGCAGCGGUUACCGAUACGACAUUGAUAUCGGCGCCAUCUGUCACCAAAAACGAAACCAUUAUUUCGGAGCACAGUUCUGUUCUCACCCUCAAGUCAUCCCCGCCACCCCCCCCCCCUCCCAAAUUCCGGGAUAUAUUGUACGCCACGGUGCAACGAUCUGCCGCGGCGUUCGUUUUCUGGCGACUUUUACGUUUCGCAUCGUUUUUUUGUCUUUAACGUUCCCAUUGCAGACCAACCCCCUUGCGUACUACUCCGGUACGAACGAGGAGCUUCACUCACUCAACGUUCAUUCAGUGGCUCAACGCGAGGCUGCUGCCAAGUUGCAUAACCGUUGCAAUAACGCCAUGCGUGCGCAUGUGCUUGCGUGUGUGUGAGACGCGGGUGCUCGUGUGUGUGACGCGGGUGCGCGUGUGUGAGACACGUGUGUGAGACGCAUGUCUGAGACGCGUCUGUGUGUGUGUGACGCAGGUGCGCGCGUGUGUGACGCAGGUGCGCGCGUGUGUGACACAGGUGCGCGCGUGUGUGACGCAGGUGCUCGUGUGUGAGACGCGUCUGUGUGUGAGACGCAGGUGCGUGUAUGUGUCUUUGUUGUCACGCGGGUGCUCGUGUGUUUGUGACGUGUCUGUGUGUAUGAGGCGCAGGUGCAUACGUGUGACAGUUUGGUUCGUUUUUGUUAUGAAUAAAAAAAAAUUAGUUUUUUU